AUGUACAAGUCUCUCGUCUCCACCAUCACUGCCAUCGCGGCUCUUGCUGCUACCGCCACUGCCCACGGCUCCCUCACCGGUGUCAGCCUCAAUGGCGUCUACGAGCAGGGCUUUCUUCUCGAAUACUACUAUGCCAUGCAGCAAGGCGGCAAGGUCCCUGAGCACCUUGGCUGGUAUGCCGAGAACCUCGACAACGGCUUCGUAGAACCAUCCAAGUUCGGCACUGGCGACAUCAUCUGCCACAAGGCCGGUAGCCCCAAGGGUAGCUCGGACACAAUGGGCAAAAUCCCUGCCGGUGGCAAGAUCGACUUCCACUGGAACACCUGGCCCGCGUCCCACGUUGGUCCUGUCCUCACCUACGCUGCUUCCUACACUGGCGACCUCCAGUCCGUCAAGAAGGAGGAGCUCAAGUGGUUCAAGAUUGAGGGUGUCGGUUACGAGAACGGCGAGUGGGCUGCCGUCAAGAUGAUUGCCAACAACAACACCUGGACCACCACUGUCCCUACAUCCCUUGCCGCUGGCAAGUACGUCUUCCGCCACGAGAUCAUCGCCCUCCACGCUGCUGGCCAGGAGAACGGUGCCCAGAACUACCCCCAGUGCGUCAACAUUGAGGUUACCGGCAGCGGUACCGAGAAGCCCGAGGGUGUUGUUGGCACUAAGCUUUACACCUCCACCGACCCCGGUAUCAAGUUCGACGUCUACCAAGGCAAGCUCGACAGCUACGUUGUCCCCGGUCCUCCCGCCAUGGCCGCUGGCUCUGGCUCUGGCUCUGGCUCUGGCUCUGGCUCUGGCUCUGGCUCCGGCACCGCCCCUGCUCCCACCAAGCCUUCCCCCUCCAGCGCUCCUUCUACUCCCUCCCCAACCCCAUCUGCUUCUGCUGCCCCCGUCACUCCUGAGGCUCAGGAGCCCGCUCCUUCCAGCGGUAACCUCCCCGAGACCUUCACCCUCGAGACCUUCAUCACCUGGCUCGAGGGCAAGGCCAGCAGCUCUGCUAGCAAGGCCCGCCGCCACGCUCGUGCUUUCUUGUAA
This is a messenger RNA of Bipolaris oryzae ATCC 44560, 1029 nucleotides long. RefSeq names its product lytic polysaccharide monooxygenase. The transcript has a single exon. NCBI's taxonomy places the organism in Eukaryota, Fungi, Ascomycota, Dothideomycetes, Pleosporales, Pleosporaceae. The record is from RefSeq and is a predicted model, not a curated record. Bases 1 to 1029 code for a protein of 342 amino acids.